Messenger RNA from Ochlerotatus camptorhynchus, 1749 nucleotides. It is a transcript of the gene eIF3j, whose product is annotated as eukaryotic translation initiation factor 3 subunit j. Gene Ontology annotation, molecular function: translation initiation factor activity. Gene Ontology annotation, cellular component: eukaryotic translation initiation factor 3 complex; cytoplasm. The transcript is spliced from 6 exons. Bases 172 to 897 code for a protein of 241 amino acids. The record is from RefSeq and is a predicted model, not a curated record. Lineage: Eukaryota; Metazoa; Arthropoda; Insecta; Diptera; Culicidae.
CGAGUGAGCGCCUUGACGAGAAAAAAAAAACGAUGGCAGAAGAAAAAGUUACCACGACGAUACUUUCGCUCUUUGUGUGUGCUGCUAAUAAUCCUUAAAAAUCCUUCAUCUAUUGCGUACAAAACGCGUGAAAGUAGUGCUUAAACGGUCAAACAAACGAUCGCGUCCACAAUGGAAGAAGAUUGGGAGCAACUCAGUGAGCAGGAAAAGGUGCCAAUUCCUGUCAAGAAACCUGACGUCAACAAAUGGGACGGUGAGGACGAGGAAGAGGAAGUGAAGGACAGCUGGGAAGAUGAGGAUGAGUUAGAGGAAAAGAAGGAUGAAGAAAAAUUGGAAACUCCCAAGGCGAAGCCCAAGAAGACGCUACAGCAAAAGAUUUUCGAAAAAGAAAAACAAAAGCAGGAAGAAGCUGAACGGCGGAUGCAGGAGAAGGAAUUAGAAAGCAUGACACCAGAGCAAAAAUUGGCCGAGAAACUUCGGCUUCAGAAACUGCAAGAAGAGUCUGACCUCAAGAAUGCCAUGGAUACGUUCGGUGUGACUACAAUCGCCGGGGGAAUCGACGGUAUGCAUCCUACCAACAAGGAAGAAUUCAUCGAACUGUCCGAUGCCAUAAACAAGAAGCUCUCAAAUUAUAAGAACGAUCCCGAGUAUUGCGCCUUUUUAGAGGAUCUUAUCACCAAAAUGUUUGCCAGUUUGCCAUCGGCCAACAUUAGGAAAGUUAAAGGUAUUCUUGAUAAUCUCUAUCUGGAGAAGCAGAAAUUGGAGAAAGGUGAUAAGCCCAAGAAGAAGACAGGUGUAAAGGUCAAAGCCAGGCUACGAAUGGAUGGCGAAAAUCAAAACUUUGACGAAUACGUCCCCAAAUACGACGAUUUUGAUGAGUACGGCGAUUUUAUGUAACAUUCGCUAUAAGUAGACAAAAACGAAAUGUAGAAGGAGCGGUCGGACGUGGCAGACAGUGCACGUGAUUGAAUCACGUUCCGCCGCGAAAUGAAAAGUUGAACGCUCAUCUAGCAGAAAUACAACCCACACACACAGGAAUUUACACACACACACACACACACUAUUAUAUUUGCAUAACCAAUCAAAACAAGAAAAUAGGCUUUUUUGUUAUUAUCCUGUUAUAAUAUUUUGCGUCCGCGUUUGUUCAAAAACCGAUACUACUGCACAGUUUAUAUUUCUCUAUGUGUUUAUCGUUUCAAUCCGUAGUUGGCAGUAACGAAAUCCGUGUCUUAAAGUUAUCUAUUCCUCACUGAAAUUAGAAUAAUAAAUUCUCACAGUUUCUCUACAUCUAGCCCUGCAUAAUAUUAGCUUUUUGGUUGAAAUGAAGGUUGGCACGUAAGCAGCUCUGCAAACGAGGAGGAUCGUGUAAGAUUUAGGAUUUUUAAUUUGAAUAGAAAGCCACACUGAAAACUAGAGCAGGGUGGAGCAAGUCGAUAAAUUUGAUUUGUUAACUUAGAAAGCCGAUCAGCGCGCGAAAUAGCCAAACUAAACAAAAAACCGUUGCAAACCCACAAAAUACCAGGGGUCUCAUUGGGCAAGUCGAAACUAAUCAUUUUUCGUAUGAACGCUUGAACGACAACAACGGUUUCGACUUGGUUCCAUAAUGUGACCCCAGUUUUAGUGAUCGAAUGGUGUUAGUGUCGCACGUCGUGGUCAGAAUGCAGGUACGUACCUACUCGGGAUGGACAGUGCUUCUGGUAAUGUGUAAAUAGGAGGAACAGUUUGAAUAAAAGAUUCGACGCUACGGAA